AACAGCGGACAGCAGACAGAAAACAAAACAUAAAGCCGCAACCGAACCGCACAAUAACCUCAAGUGGAAGACAAAGCAAAGGAAAGGUUGCCUUGUCAUCGAAAUGGUGGCUUUUGAUGGACGAAUAAAAAACAGUUGGGUAAAAACCCAUCUAAUCAACUCUGCCUCAACACCAAAUGUAUCUCCUCCAAAUAACAGCUGUGAUAGUGCCAAUGAGACUUCAACCAAGAUAUUGUUGUCACCAGUUCACAAGAGCAAGCAAACACGACUUCUUAUUAAAACUGACAUGUCCGUGCCCCAGAAAAUAGGACUGAAUUUAAAUACUAGUGUGCAUUUGAAACAAAAGGCGCGCUACAACUUAGUGCACCUGUUCAAUGAGCUAGUCAUUCUCAUCCUCUGCGUUUUUGGAAUCUUCUGCUACUUAGAAAUCCAGAGGUUAAAGGAGGAUGUAGAAAUACUAAAAUUACAAAUGAGGGCAGUGGAGGAUCCAAUUAAGCUUAACUUGGAAGUGAUGAACACACUAAUCAAGUCCAUUGAGCAGAACAAAGAGGAUAUCAUUGAGGAAAAUGAAAUGUCAAGACAUUCAGUGGAGAAGCGUGAAGCUGAUAGUGCAGAAGACGGGAGACCUUGUUCAAAUUGUUCCAGCAUUUGGAGAGUGGCUCGGUCUGUUAGCAGAGGUAAACACACACAUUCCAAGAACAGAAACGGAUCUCACGGCAGAUGUUUCCGUACAUCUGGACCCCUUGCUUUGCAUUUGAGAGGAGCUCUGCCUGAGAUAACUGUUAGGGAUGGAGGAGUCAUAUCCCCGUGGUACGUUGAUAAAUCAUCCUCUGGUGGCUUCCUCCUGGCAGACGGAAUCAUCGGAGAGAGGAAAGGAGUUUUGGAAGUGGUUGAAGAGGGUCUCUACUAUAUCUAUGCCCAGAUCUACUAUCUAACGUCCAGCUCACUGAACAGUUACGCUAUCAGUGUCCAGCUAGGCGACAGUAGAGGACAGAGGGAGGACACUGUGAUCUCUGUGUGUAGUGCGGAGGCUGCUGUAACUAAGAUGUCCGAACUGAGCUGCUUCACAUCCACCGUACGUUACUUGCGACGCGGCGACCGUCUCUACGUCACCCAGAGGGAGAGGAAUCGCAGAAUCAUCUUCCGUGACAAUCAGAGCUUUUUGGGCUUAGUUUUGUUGAACUCCCACCACGUCAAUAAUUGAGGAGGGUUUAAUUUUACCAUCUACCAUAGUUUUACUGAGAGCCAAUUAGUUUCUAAAUUUUAAUACUGAGGAUCGUAUGAUGUUAUUGUUGAAGUAGAAAAGUAAAAGAUAAUUUUGGGUUUUUAAGGAAAUAAAACAAAAUUUUGUAUUACACUAAUUUGCUGUGGUAAAAUUUGUUGUUGUUGUAUAUUUGAGAUAAAUUUAUUGCUUUCGGUUAUUUUUGUUUCCAAGAUGAUUCUGUGGUAUUCUUUUUGUAAAUUUAUAGUGUUAUGAACCAGGUUGGAAUAAAAAUGUAGCAUAUUACAUAGUAUAAAUGCAAAACUCAUACCCCCUGAACAUUAAAGUUGUUUUAGGUUUCAAAAUACACUACUUGUAUUACUACUUAGUGUGUGCAAGUAACUUUUAAUUUAAUUGGCUCUCAGAAGGCAAUGGUUGUUUGCAAUUUUAAUCAUGUGCCUUUAUUGUGCCUGCAAUUCUCAAGUGCAUUUAUUGUGCCUAAAAUUCCCUAGUGCCUUUUAAAGUUAUUUGAUAUUGCAAUACUCAUUAAGUACAAGUUGGUUUAUGUAGAUUUUGUUUUGUGGUUUGUAAAGAGAAAUGCAUUUACUUAGUGUAAAGAACUAUUUUAUUAAAAUUUUGAACAAUUUAGAGACUGAUUCAUGAAUAGAAUAUAAGUAUAUUUUAAUUAAUGAGUAAUUAAGAUAAUGUAAAAUGUUGCAUCAAACAAUUUUUUACACUUUCAGACACAAUAAAAAUAGAUUGUGUAGAGUGUGACAAAUGGAAAUUAUUUCUUUUUACAGUUCUAUGAUCAAUUUUGAAUCAGUCUCAAAAUGUUCUAAUUUUGUUUGAAGUACUUGUAUUGUAAAUUCGUAGUUUUAAGACUUGUGAUCCUUGUGUGAUAACAACAUACUUAAAAGGGUAAAUUAUAAAUGUAUUCCUCAGUAUUAACUCAUUUGCUUUUGGUGCUAAUGACACAAUUUGUUUAUUGGGAUUUGUUACGAACUAAGAAAUAGUGUGUGCUCAAAAAGACUAAUUGUUAAUUUUAUUGAAUUUAUUAGUUAAGAAUAUACCUCAUAUCUAGUAAUGAGGUUUUACCAUUUUGUUGGGACUUGUAUUGUAUUUAAGUUGAAUAAUUUUCCUUAAAUGUAAGUGUGUCAAUAUUUUCUUUAACAGGCUUUGAUUUAAGGUGUUUUAGAAAAGGUAACUCCGAGACAUAUUAAUAACUUGCAUAUAAAUAAACUUUUUUAGAGUAAGAAUGUGAAAAUUGUUUAAAACUAAUACAUUAAGUGACAUUUGAAGACAACAAUCUAAACACUUCACUUAAAUUUAUGAAAAUGUGAUGGUUUUGUUUUUCACUGAUAAGGACAAGUAAUCUGGAAAGGUUUAAAACCCAAGUUACAAAUGGUUCCCAAAAGAUAUAUUUUGGUCUCAAUUAGUUUCUCAGGUAAGAUGGUUGGGAAUUAGUUUUGAAUUUAAAAUGUUAAAUACAAUUCCAAUUAAACUUUAAAUUUUUACUUAACCUUGUAUUAAAUCAGAAAAUAAAAACUAGACUCUUAAGGGAAUUUAAAAAUACAAUGUCAAUAAUGUGGUCCCAUCCAGAAGCAAAUGCUUCUUAAUGCCCCAUUAAGAGUACCUACCUACACAAUAACCUUACAAAAAAUAAUGUUUUUAGUUAGAAAGUUGCUAGUAGGCUAUGUCAAUCAAACCAUAAAAAUAAAAAAAAUAACCAUAAAAAGAACGUAGCAGAUUUUGAACCACCGACGCUCUUACGGUCUCUAUGUUUUUUGGAGUAACUGCCGUUCGUGAAGUCCAGUAGAUUUACCACUCAUAAUGGACCCUGUUGUCCAAAAUGCAGUCACCCAACCAUUGAUCUGUGAUCAGGAACCAGUCCAUUACAGGCUACAUCAAAAUGUUAUAGACAACAUGUACCGUUGCGCACUGUUAAAUUGUCACUGUUUCUGAAGAAACUGUUCCACAGCAAAAACGCGGUGCUCGACCAUCCACUGUGCCGUCUCGUGGCAAAUUGGAUACCAUGGUCGACUUACAGACGGCCGGCAUUGGACUCGACCCAUCCCCUCCUAAUAGUACUACGCAGUUCAAAUCCGACCAUCCUUUUUGCGCCACCCUGUAUUUUACAAAUUUUAACCAAAAGUUUUGUUUGAUUUUAAGUUAUUACAAAAUAUUUUAUCUUAAUCAUCAUUGAUAAUAUGCGACCUUCAAUGAAACUGAUUUUUAAAUUUUGAAGUACAGUAACAUUAAUAGUAGACUUAGUUAGGCCUAUAACAUAUUUUGAAAAAUACAUUUAAAUAUCUAGUACUUUAGAUUGGAUUCAUGUAAGGUUAAAUAAUAUUUAUUUACCCAAAAUUGCAUAUCGUUUAUACCUUGUUUUAUCGUCUUCUGUUCAUUUCCCCUGAAAUAUGCACUUGUUUUUCAACAUAGCUAGCUACAGCUACCAAGAUAUGAUAGCAGUUCUUUUUACUGAUGCAGAAAAAUAAAGGGAAGAUCAUUGAGCUAUUUGGAGGAAUUUCAAUUGACUUUUGAAUCCUUAAAAUAAUUAUUAAUAAGCAUACUUUUGAUAAAAUAUCUUAAAUUGCCUCUCUAAUUAAAGUUGUAUGGUGAAUUAACAAUUUUUUUAGAAAAUGUGUAAGUACGGUCAUAUUAUAUAUUCAACCGAUUUUGGGACUAAAUAAAAUAUAUUGACAGAGAUAAUAACUUUUUGCUAAUCCAAGAUUUACUGAUCCAAACUAAUGUAUUUUUAUCCAUAUCGGUUACAAAUUCCAUUACUUGUGUUUAAGGACUUGUUAAGAAUUAAUUUAUAAAUAAGAAAUUGUGUUAUUGAUUUAUUUUUAUCCAUAUCGGUUACAAAUUCCAUUACUUACGUUUAAGGACUUGUUAAGAAUUAAUUUAUAAAUAAGAAAUUGUGUUAUUGAUUUAUUUUUAUCCAUAUCGGUUACAAAUUCCAUUACUUACGUUUAAGGACUUGUUAAGAAUUACUUUAUAAAUAAUAAAUUGUGUUAUUGAUUUAUUGCUCAAAUCUUUUGUUCCAUUGAUCUUAAGAGUAAUUAAACUGUUAUGUAGGUUGCUUAUAAAAACCAUGUUUUGUACAAAAUAAACUGUUUUUAAUAGAA
Messenger RNA from Macrosteles quadrilineatus (aster leafhopper), 4329 nucleotides. RefSeq lists its product as uncharacterized. Gene Ontology annotation, cellular component: membrane. Gene Ontology annotation, biological process: immune response. The record is from RefSeq and is a predicted model, not a curated record. Lineage: Eukaryota; Metazoa; Arthropoda; Insecta; Hemiptera; Cicadellidae. Gene Ontology annotation, molecular function: receptor ligand activity; tumor necrosis factor receptor binding. The transcript is spliced from 6 exons. The coding region runs from base 104 to 1204 and encodes 366 amino acids.